Durusdinium trenchii is the source of this 1269-nucleotide messenger RNA. NCBI's taxonomy places the organism in Eukaryota, Dinophyceae, Suessiales, Symbiodiniaceae. The record is from the annotation of a GenBank genome assembly.
AUGUGGUCAAUUCCUCAAGGGGAUCCCACGUCUCCAACUGUGCUUGCCCAGAUUCUUCGACCUUGGCAUGCGAUCAUUCACCUCAAGCACCCCAUGGUUAGAACGUGGGCAUAUUGUGAUGACAGGUCGCUGCGGUGCUCCGGUACUUUGGAAGACCUGAAUGAGGCUCUCGCUUCAACUCGUCGUUUUGAUGAUGUUGUUGGUUUCUCUGAAAAUAUGAAGAAACGACAAAUUUGGGCAAAUAAUGAUGCCGUUGAACACCUUGGUCUCUCGGUGUGCCCCGCCUCGCAAGAUUUGCCCACUUUGCGCAAUGGGUGGGAUGCCAUUGCCGAUAAUUUUCCUUUUCUUGCGAAGAUUCCUGGUGGCGUCAUGCCCCGCGAGAAUGCCGUCCGUGUUUUCUUCAAAAGCAAAUGGACCUGGCCGGUGCCUCUCAUUGCACCCCCACCUGUUUCGUUUGUGAGUAAGCUUUUUCACCAACUUUUGAAUCACACAAAGUGCUCUUGGUGGUGUAGUGGCAGGUUUUGGGCUGAUAGAAUUGACAUUCAUCCAAUCUUUGGCUUGGCCUGUGCAGCUGUGUUGUCUGCGCACCGCUUUCAUAAUCCACCUCCAAACGCUGUUUUCCGUGCAGUUAAGUUUUACCUUGAACUCUUGGAUUUGCAUCUUGUGUCUUGGGAUAAUAGGGGCCUGUACUUUUCAGUUAACCCUCAAAAUCAAAAUUUGAGCCGUUUCGUUAGUGCGUAUGGUGAAUCCAUCAAACUCAUGCCAGAAGGUGUUCCACCUCAUGUCCUUCGGGUUGCUGCUAGACACAAAAGCCUUUUGCAGAUCCGGCCUUCUCGAUUGGACUCUGAAGAUUUCAGUAACAUAGAUGUUGAGGCUUCGUCCCACCCUCUAUGGUCAACGUGGCGAGCAAAGCUUUCUCGCAAAAACCUCAUUGUUCUUAAUAUUUAUCGGGGUGGUGCGAUCCAGACCCCUACAAGAGGAGGGUAUAGCCAUGAUCCUUCUUGCCCUUUCUGCAAUGCGCAGCUCGCCUCCAUGCGGCAUUUUUGGGCAUUGUGCCCCAAGUUCAGAGCAAAGCGAGAUUUUCUUGAGGGUUUUUUUCAAAUCCCUUCUGGUUGGUGGGCACUUCAGCCUCGCGUCACCUCCAAAAGUGGUUGGGUUGUGCUUUCUGCAGCCGUUUCGGCUGUGCAAAGAGCCAAAUGCCAGAUUGCUGCUUGUGAGCUUGCUUUCGAAAUCAACGAUGCUUUGCAUCCCAUUUCUUCUUCUCCUUAG